Messenger RNA from Kogia breviceps (pygmy sperm whale), 1943 nucleotides. RefSeq names its product cyclin D2 (gene CCND2). The record is from RefSeq and is a predicted model, not a curated record. Gene Ontology annotation, biological process: regulation of cyclin-dependent protein serine/threonine kinase activity; mitotic cell cycle phase transition. Lineage: Eukaryota; Metazoa; Chordata; Mammalia; Artiodactyla; Physeteridae. Gene Ontology annotation, cellular component: cytoplasm; nucleus; cyclin-dependent protein kinase holoenzyme complex. Gene Ontology annotation, molecular function: cyclin-dependent protein serine/threonine kinase regulator activity.
UCGGAGAGCAGAGAGCCGAGCGAGCUGGGGAGAGCAGACAAGUUUGAAGGGGAGGGCAGGCAGAGUCAGCAGCCCCCGGGGCGCUCCUCUCCCACAGCCCAUCCCUUUCCCCUCUUUUUCCCCAGCUUCCCUCUCUGCCCUUCGUUAUUUCCCCGAAAACCCCUUAUUUAGCCAAAGGAAGGAGGUAAGGGGAAUCCUCUCCCCUCCCCCCCUCCAAAAAACCCCCCAAUUUUCCAGUCCGGAGAUCGCAGGGGCGCGAGUGGGCACCCAGCUGGCCAUGGAGCUGCUGUGCGGAGAGGUGGACCCGGUCCGCAGGGCCGUGCCGGACGCCAACCUGCUCCACGACGACCGCGUGCUGCAGAACUUGCUGACCAUCGAGGAGCGCUACCUUCCCCAGUGCUCCUACUUCAAGUGCGUGCAGAAGGACAUCCAGCCCUACAUGCGCAGGAUGGUGGCCACCUGGAUGCUGGAGGUCUGUGAGGAGCAGAGGUGCGAAGAAGAGGUCUUUCCUCUCGCCAUCAAUUACCUGGACCGCUUCUUGGCCGGAGUCCCGACUCCGAAGACCCAUCUGCAGCUUCUGGGGGCCGUGUGCAUGUUCCUGGCUUCCAAGCUCAAAGAGACCAUCCCGCUGACCGCUGAGAAGCUGUGCAUUUACACGGACAACUCCAUCAAGCCUCAGGAACUGCUGGAGUGGGAGCUGGUGGUGCUGGGCAAGUUGAAGUGGAACCUGGCGGCCGUCACCCCCCACGACUUCAUUGAGCACAUCCUCCGCAAGCUGCCUCAGCCCAGCGAGAAGCUGUCCCUGAUCCGCAAGCACGCUCAGACCUUCAUUGCUCUGUGCGCCACCGACUUCAAGUUCGCCAUGUACCCGCCGUCGAUGAUCGCAACUGGAAGCGUAGGAGCCGCCAUCUGUGGGCUCCAGCAGGACGAGGACGUGAGCUCCCUCACGGGCGAUGCCCUAGUGGACCUUCUGGCCAAGAUCACCAACACCGACGUGGAUUGCCUCAAAGCCUGCCAGGAACAGAUUGAGGUGGUGCUGCUGAACAGCCUACAGCAGUACCGUCAGGACCAGGGCGACGGGUCCAAGUCGGAGGACGAGCUGGACCAAGCCAGCACCCCUACGGAUGUGCGGGAUAUUGACCUGUGAGGAUGUCGGGCAGGCCGGAUGGGAGAGAAGCGUCCACUCUGCUCUCUCCUUCUCUCUGGUUGUGUUUUGUUCUCUUAUGUUUUAGGAUGAAACUUAAAAAAAAAAAAAAAAAAAAAAAGUCUGCCCCCACCUAGAUCAUAUGGAAAGAUCUUUUAGAAGUGAGAGAUAAAGGUCCUAUAAAAACGGAAUCAUUAAAAGCAUUUGGUGCCUAUUUGAAGUACAACAGAAGGGAAUCCCGUAUAUAUGCGAACAGUUACUGUUUGAUGAUGUUAAAAGUCAUAGUAAAAUGCUUACAGGAAAACCUGCAGAGUAGCUAGCGAAAAUGUAUGCCUGCACUAUGGGAACAAAUUAGAGACUUUUUUUUUUCAUGUUAUGAACUAGCACGUAUAUACCCCUGGUAGGAUAAUUUUGAGGAAUUGCGGGUGCCAUUUAUGGCAGGAUUAGAUUGCAAAGCAAUGAACUCGAGAAGGAAUUAGAAAUAAGGAGGGACAGGAUGGGGAGGGAGUUACAAAAUAAUCUCGGUGCGACCGAACCAUUUUGGAUGGAGAAGCGUCCUUGCUCCUGACCACCUGUUUAGUUACUAAGUCAGGAGCGUUGCUGGGUCUCUAGUGACAACUCUUGCUGUCUACAGUAGCUGCUACCUAAAAGAGAUGAUGGUUUUUUGCCCGUUGGACACAGGUGAUUGGAUCCUGGGGUUUCACGUUUCUCGACAUCUUGCUUCUUCUUCCAAACGUGGUUCGUUGCAGACACCACCCAAUUUUUAUCUAAAAGGGGCAAUCUAGCCACGGGCCAUCCC